UGUUCCCUGGCCGAGGCGGGCGGCGGUAGCUAUGGCGGCCGUGACCGAUGUGCAGCGGCUGCAGGCCCGGGUGGAGGAGCUGGAGCGCUGGGUGUACGGACCGGGCGGGUCACGCGGCUCGCGGAAGGUGGCUGAUGGCCUGGUCAAGGUGCAGGUGGCUUUGGGGAACAUUGCCAGCAAGAGGGAGAGGGUGAAGAUUCUGUAUAAAAAGAUUGAAGACCUGAUCAAAUACCUGGAUCCUGAGUACAUUGACCGCAUCGCCAUACCUGAUGCCUUUAAGCUGCAGUUCAUCUUAGCAGAGGAGCAGUUUAUCCUCUCCCAGGUUGCGCUCCUAGAGCAAGUGGAAGCUUUGGUGCCCAUGCUGGACAGUGCUCACAUCAAAGCCGUUCCUGAACAUGCCGCCCGCCUGCAGCGCUUGGCCCAGAUCCACAUCCAGCAGCAGGACCAGUGUACGGAGAUCACAGAGGAGUCCAAGGCUCUGCUGGAGGAAUACAACAAGACUAUAAUGCUUCUCUCCAAACAAUUUGUGCAGUGGGAUGAGCUACUUUGCCAACUAGAGGCUGCCAAGCAAGUGAAGCCGGCAGAGGAAUGACGACUUCUCCCCACCCCAGGGCAGGCCAGGGCAGCCAGGCUCCAGAGCCCUGUGCCAACCUGUCCUUUUAACAGGGCAGAGGCAGCUCCGUAUUUAUUGGAUUCAUGGCCCAACUGCCCCCACUUUGUUGGGGCUCUGAGGUCAGACAGAGGUCUUGCUACUUGAGAUUUGGUAUUUGCAAAACCUGCCGCCCCCCCCACACACACACACACAUUAGAGCCCUAUUCUAGUGAUAAUAAACAGUAGCGGUCACUGGAGGAGUGUGCUGGCUUCUUGUCUAG
This is a messenger RNA of Talpa occidentalis (Iberian mole), 873 nucleotides long. RefSeq names its product dynactin subunit 3 (gene DCTN3). The record is from RefSeq and is a predicted model, not a curated record. Gene Ontology annotation, cellular component: dynactin complex. The coding region runs from base 32 to 592 and encodes 186 amino acids. Gene Ontology annotation, biological process: cytoskeleton-dependent cytokinesis. The transcript is spliced from 7 exons. Lineage: Eukaryota; Metazoa; Chordata; Mammalia; Eulipotyphla; Talpidae.